This is a messenger RNA of Rhopilema esculentum, 3597 nucleotides long. Lineage: Eukaryota; Metazoa; Cnidaria; Scyphozoa; Rhizostomeae; Rhizostomatidae. The record is from RefSeq and is a predicted model, not a curated record.
CUUAAAGAUAUGCUAGUUAGGGCUAAACUUCAUAGUGAGGGGGCAGGGGUUUCGCAUAACAAGGGUUGUACUCCGUGUGGCAAGUCUCGGUGUCAAGUGUGUAAUGUUAUGUGUGACAUUGAUACUUUCACUUCCCAUAUAACUGAUAAGGAAUAUAAGAUAAAUUUUUCGUUUAAUUGUGAUUCGUCCAAUGUUGUGUAUCUUAUGGAAUGUAAAGUAUGUGGUGUACAGUAUGUGGGUAGCACUUGCACGCCUUUUAGGCUUAGGUUUAAUAACUACAAGGCGUGCAAUCGUAAGCUUAUCGGGGGCUCUUCGGGUGUACCUCAGGCUGAUUUUUUCCGGCAUUUUGCAGGGAAGGAUCAUCAUGGGUUUCUCGAAGAUAUAAAAGUUACUAUUAUAGAUAGACUUAAUGGGAAUGGUAGGAUACGUGAAAGUUUCUGGCAGUAUAAGUUAGAAACUUUUGCGCCCCGGGGCCUUAAUAUUAGGUUAGUUGACACAUAGUUUUAUUUUUAUUUCCUAUCUUUUUGUUUAUUUUCUCCUUGUUACUUUUGUUUAUUUUUAUUUUUUCCACGUUUUCUAUCUACUUUCUUCCUUUUCUUUGCAUUCUAUAUUUAUUAUAUUUAUUUACCUAGUUUCUUAUUUUUUUUGGGACAGACAGCAUUUACCGUUCCUUUUCCUUGGACCUUUCUGCAUGCUAUACCAUCUGCUAUCACACUUGUUCUAUUGUUCUUUGAUCUAUUGUAUUUAUCCAUCUUUUCUCACCUCCGGCUGUGCUUAGAAACUAUCAUUAUGUUGUUAAAUUAGCUAUUAUUGUUCUUGCUUGUAAAAUGUGUUACUUUUUGUUCUUUUGUUCCGUAUUCCUUAUUUUACGCUCCAGAUGUAUGUGUUAGUUAUUCUGAAGAAGCUUAUAGCGAAACGUCAACCAAGUUGUUUUUUUAUUGAGUAUCUAUAUAUAUAUAUAAAUAUAUUGUACAGUUGAAAAGACGUGUACACUAGUAAAAAUGCAAAUUAUAUUUAUAUACAUAUAUUGAUGUUUACUAAUUCCAAAAGCAUAUAGUUUGUUUGCAUUUUUUCUAUCACGAUUCAGAAAAUCAUAUAUUUUUUAGGCACAUCAUUGCAAUCUUCCACUUUAAUGAAAAUCUGAGUAGGGAGAUACAGACUCGUAAAGAUGGAGAGAAAUAUGUGAGGAUGCAUUAUCCUAAAUUCAAGUUGGGUGAUGAGAUCGUGAGGAAGGUUCCAGUCCCAGCAACAUACAGUUAUGUGGAAGAAAUUCAAAAAGUUGUUUUUGGUAUGCCUGAGUUCGAGAUGGAAAAAAUUAUUAAGGAAGCAGAAGCAAAGAUGCCUAGCUCUUUGACCUCAAUGUUUGAAAAUAGGAUUUCAAAAGAAAAGGCAUUAGAAAAAGCAAGACAACGACAAACACUGACAACCCUGCCUUAUCCAUCAGUCCAUGAUCAAGAACAAAUUGAAAUUGAGGAGAGCAAAAGACAAGAAACUGAAGCAGCUGCCAAACAGUUUGGUGAAAAAAAGCAAGCCACUGUAAAACAUGUGGCCAACCAAUGAAAGGUCAUUCAAAGAAGUCAUGCCAUGGGGCACAUUAAAAUUUUCUUAAUUUUCAGCAGUUAUUGAACUUUAACGCUAAUCAGUACAUAUAAAGUUUCAGAAAUAAGUACAGAAAAGAAGCUUCAUGCAAGUUAUUUCCAGAAAAAAACAUUUCCAGAAUUACAAAAUGCUCAAUAAGAACUUUUAGGCCUACCUUUUUAUUGUCUUUCCUCAGAAUCUUUAUACCCUUUUUAUUGAUGUGCAUCGCCAUACUUAGUUCUUAUGUAUGUGUAUAUACAGGCAGGAAGGGGGCGUGCUUUGUCCCAACUAAGGUACCCAAAAAUCCACCUCACAACCCAUCUGUAUGCAACUGCACGGAGAUACCUAUAGAACAAAAACUUUACGACUUUAAAACAUUGUAUGAGUAAAACAUUGUAAUCGACUUUCAAACAGCUAUAAUUUCGAAAGUAAGUCGCAAAUGAAAAAACUAAGUUCACCAUUGUUCCCAGCGAUGUUUCUUUGAUAGUUUAAGCGAAUAAAAAUUUUCGUGUCAUAUGCACUUUAAUUUCUCUAGCAAUGACAACAAAGUCUUCAGCCUUGAGAAAUGGCUCUUUUGGCAAAGAAUAAUGAUUCCUCUCAAUGUGAACUUCUAGGCCACUUUUUGAUCGGCAGAUUCGUUGACACAAAUUGCAAGGAAAUUCUUGCGCACCAAUCAGUUCAAUAAUAUCAUCGUCCGAAAUGAAUGUGGUAGGAAGACUUUCAUCAUCAAAAACAAAAUCAAUAAUUGAAAUAAGCGAAUCUGAAAAUGUAAAUUCUUUCUUCAAUAAAACAUCUUGAGAAAUGGCUUCGAUUUCACUCACUUCACUGUUUGUCGCCAUUGCUAUAGAAAACCUUAUUGGUUCGUUGUGUCAGAUUUCCAUAUAAUUGAAAAUAAAUGUUCAGGUUUAUAAUCAAUCUUCUUACAGGUUCAUACAGUGAAUCCAUUUUUCAGAACCAAAAACAUCCUAGAAAGCUUGGAAUUGAGAGAAGCAUCCUCAAUGAAAAGAAACUGCCACGCCAAAUAGAGCUUCCCGACUCAUCUUUAAUAGAUGUCAGCAUUGAUAGUCUCCAGCAAAUAUUUAGUGAUGCUGCAUGGGAAAAAGUUAAAUCAAUGAGUAAGUUCAUAUUCCAAUUUUAAUUAUUUUAGACAUCAGAGAUGAGAUGGUUUCAAUUAUAAGUCUAGAACUUUUAAAACUUUAGAAAUUCAUUCCACUACUUUAAGUAUUUCUUGAAACGAUAUGCAAUCAUUCAUACAGAUAACAAAACAGAAGUUACUAUCUGCUUCAAUAUUUUACUUUCAGUUGAAAAUUUGAAAAUGACUGGACAUGUGCAAGAUGCAAUACCCCCCAGUAUACAGAAAUGAUAAUGUGUGACCUGUGUAAAGAUUGGUAUCACUGGUAAGCAUAGCUUGAGAUGUACAUUGCAAUUUAAAUUGAAAAAAGAGCCGCAGGCAGACAAUUCGACAUGUAUUGCAUAGAUUUAAUCUUCAAAAUGUUUUAAUUUUUACUCGAUUUUAAAUUGUUUGCCGUACCUGAUUCAUAUAAAAGUUGAAAUGUUUUUUAUAUAUUUGAUAUUAAAAUGCAAGCUACAUUUUGUAACAGUAACAAAUGUUAUUCAAACUGAAUUGUAUUUCAAUUACCAUUAUCAACAACAAUUGGAACAAACAAAAUUUCAAAAAUUUCAGCAAAUGGUUUUCUUGCAAACAUACGGUAAGACUGUUAACAAUUUUUAUAAUCUCUUGUGCAUUUGCUAAAGAAUGACUUUCUCCCUUACCAUAGGAAAUGUGUCAGUGUGCAAAAACAAAUAAUUGGUGGCUGGUUUUGUGGUUGUGCAGAUGGAAAAUGAUCUGCAAAGGAACUGAACAUUCUAUGUGUGCGAAAACAAAAAAUUGGCCAAAGGUGCUGUUGAUUUGAGAACAAAAAUGAGAUGAUGUUUAGGAAGUGAACAUUCUAUUUUGUUGUGUUUACUUUGAAAAAUUACAGAUCUCACAGGCCCCACAUCUUUUGAAGCCAUCAACAG